Saimiri boliviensis boliviensis (Bolivian squirrel monkey) is the source of this 1275-nucleotide messenger RNA. RefSeq names its product nucleoporin 37 (gene NUP37). Lineage: Eukaryota; Metazoa; Chordata; Mammalia; Primates; Cebidae. Gene Ontology annotation, cellular component: nuclear pore outer ring. Gene Ontology annotation, molecular function: protein binding. The record is from RefSeq and is a predicted model, not a curated record.
GACCCGGAAGCAGAGCCGGCGCGCGUCGCGGCCGCCCGCAUCCGAGACCAGCUUGCCUCUGGUCGCUUCCCGGCGCUCUGCGUUUCGUGACCUUGUCCAGUAGAAGGCUAUUUAAUUCUUGCAGCUGCUUGAAUUUUGACAUACAAGAUGAAGCAAGAUCCCUCAAGAAAUGCUGCCUACACUGUGGAUUGUGAAGAUUAUGUGCAUGUGGUAGAAUUUAAUCCCUUUGAGGCUGGGGAUUCAGGAAACCUAAUUGCAUAUGGUGGCAAUAAUUAUGUGGUCAUUGGCACGUGUACGUUUCAGGAAGAGGAAGCAGACGUUGAAGGCAUUCAGUAUAAAACACUUCGAACAUUUCACCAUGGAGUCAGGGUUGAUGGCAUAGCUUGGAGCCCGGAGACUAGACUUGAUUCAUUGCCUCCAAUAAUCAAAUUUUGUACUUCAGCUGCGGACUUGAAAAUUAGAUUAUUUACUUCAGAUCUUCAAGAUAAAAAUGAAUAUAAGGUUUUAGAGGGCCAUUCAGAUUUCAUUAAUGGUUUGGUGUUUGAUCCCAAAGGUGGCCAAGGAAUCGCAAGUGUGAGUGACGAUCAUACCUGCAGGAUUUGGACCUUAGAAGGAGUGCAGACAUCUCAUUUUGUUCUUCAUUCUCCUGGCAUGAGUGUGUGCUGGCAUCCUGAGGAAACUUAUAAGCUGAUGGUUGCAGAGAAGAAUGGAACAAUCCGAUUUUAUGAUCUUAUGGCUCAACAGGCUAUUUUAUCUCUUGAAUCAGAACAAGUGCCAUUAAUGUCAGCACACUGGUGCUUAAAAAACACCUUCAAAGUUGGAGCUGUUGCAGGAAAUGAUUGGUUAAUUUGGGAUAUUACUCGGUCCAGUUAUCCUCAAACUAAGAGACCUGUUCACAUGGAUCGAGCCUGCUUAUUCAGGUGGUCCACUGUUAGUGAAAAUCUGUUUGCAACCACUGGUUAUCCUGGCAAAAUGGCAAGCCAGUUUCAAAUUCAUCAUUUAGGACAUCCUCAGCCCGUCCUUGUGGGUUCUGUACCCGUUGGAUCUGGCCUCUCCUGGCAUCGAACUCUCCCUCUGUGUGUAAUUGGAGGAGACCACAAGCUGUUGUUUUGGGUGACUGAAGUAUAAAGUUUUCUCUGUACCUUAGAGUCACAAACUUUGUAUUUUUAAUACACAUUUUGAAGAAUUUCUUAUUUUUAUAUCAAAUAGACUGUAUACUUUAGAAAAUGUCUCAGUUGCUUUUAUUACAUAAAAUAUUCAUGGUUUGAAAAAUUA